Messenger RNA from Felis catus (domestic cat), 1506 nucleotides. RefSeq names its product olfactory receptor 10R2-like. Gene Ontology annotation, biological process: G protein-coupled receptor signaling pathway. Gene Ontology annotation, cellular component: membrane. Lineage: Eukaryota; Metazoa; Chordata; Mammalia; Carnivora; Felidae. The record is from RefSeq and is a predicted model, not a curated record. Gene Ontology annotation, molecular function: olfactory receptor activity.
AUGAAAACAAAGUACUUGAAAAAUGAAAAGGAAAACAUCCGAGUGUCCCGUUCUGUCUCCCGAAAGGUGUGUCCACUGAUGGGAUGUCUCCGUGAUAUCACGUUCUGGAACGGUUGCCCAACCUGUCGCAUUUCAUACCCGUCUCACCACGAGUUGGUAACAAAGAGCUCAGGGACUAGACUGCAGACUCUUCACCUGAGAGUGUUGGCCUCUAGUCCUUUCUGUUCGGUGCCAGGGUCAGACGGGAAGGUUUCCCUUCCGGAGCAGAGACACCAGGCCUCACUCGAGGAGCUCCACUUGAAGCCGCGGUCAAUCUUGGGGACCAAGUCAACCAACCUAAUUUCUCCUCUGUCACAGAGGUUGCUGCUGGGCUUCUCCAACCUCGGAGAAAUCCAACUCAUCCUCUUUGCUGUAUUUCUGUGCCUGUAUCUGAUCGUUCUCAGUGGGAACAUCACCAUUGUCACGGUCGUAUGCCUGGCUCGCAGCCUCCACGUACCUAUGUGCUUCUUCCUGGGGAUCCUUCCCAUCUCUGAGACAUGCUACACUCUGGUCAUCCUGCCCAAGAUGCUCAUAAAUCUGUUGUCCCUGCUCAGAACAACCUCAUUUGUCGACGGUGCCACUCGGAUGCUUUCCUUCUUUGGUUUUGCUGUCACUAAUUGCAUGCUGCUGGGGGUCAUGGGUUAUGACCACUAUGCUGCCAUCUGUCAUCCACUUCGGUACCCUAUCCUCAUGAGCUGGCAGAUAUGCAGACAGCUGGUGGCCACUUGUGCUGUGAUUGGCUUGUUCUCACUGAUAGGCUCCCUCUUAGUCUUUGAACUCCCUUUCUGUGGCCCCAAUAAGAUCAACCACUGGUUCUGCGACAUCUUGUCAGUUAUCCAACUUGCAUGUACUGAAACCUACAUCCAUGAGCUGAUCAUCUUCAUUGGUGGGGUCCCAACACUCAUGAUCUCCCUGACUUUUUUCUGCAUCUCAUAUGGCUUCAUUGUCCACACCAUCUUGAAGAUCCCAUCCACUGACAGCAAGCGGGAAGCCCUCCCCACCUGUGCCUCCCACCUCACUGUGGUCAUCGUCCACCAUGGCCGUGCCUCCUCUGUCUACCUGCAGCCCUCAGCCAAGUUCUCAUCCAGCGAAGACAGGCUUGUGACAGUGACCUACACAGUUGUGACUCCGCUGUUGAACCCCGUGGUGUAGAGCCUCAGAAACAAGGCUAUCAAGAUGGCCAUUUGGAAAGUGAUUGCACCUUUCACUCAGCGGGUGACUCUUUUGACCUUCAUGGCAAAUCACAGGUUACAGACCCCUAAAAUCCUGGUCAUCGUUCUGUGGGUUAUUCUCAAGGAGGCACGACCGGGGCCCCAGGACCGUGAGGCCGUUUCCCAGACACCGAGGACAGGGUUGGGCACAGAGGGCUCUGCCGUGCACGAAGGGACCCCAGCAAGCCUGUGGCACAGACCUGACUUGUGCACCUACGAGAGAAAAUUCGGGAAAGAGGCCGGGAGCGAGCGGUAA